AUGGUGCAAGAAGGUAUUGUUCUUGGGCACAAGGUUUUGAAUCUUGGGAUUGAGGUUGACGAGGCAAAAAUUGAGGUGAUUGAGAAGCUACCUCCCCCAAUCAAUGUCAAGGGGAUUCUCUCUUUCUUAGGUCAUGCGGGUUUUUAUCGGCGAUUCAUCAAGGAUUUUUCGUCAAUAGCACAACCCUUUACUAAUCUUCUCCAAAAGGAGAGCGAAUUUCUUUUCGAUGGAGCUUGUAUAGAAGCCUUCACCAAGCUUAAGCAUGCCUUGAUCACUACCCCUAUUGUGCAAGCCCCGGAUUGGUCCCUACCUUUUGAACACAUGUGCGAUGCAAGUGAUUUCUCAAUUGGGGGUGUCUUGGGGAAACGAAAAGACAAGAAGAUUCAUGACAAGAAGGGUGCUGAAAAUGUUGUUGCCGAUCAUCUUUCCCGCCUUGAGCUUUGUGAUAUAGAGGGGGAUUAUGUGCCCAUUGAAGAUGCCUUACGUGAUGAUGUUUUGUACUCAAUUGAAAGUUCUUCUUUGCCUUGGUUUGCCGACCUUGUGAGCUACUUGUCUUGUGGGGAGAUGCCCAAUGACUUCUCCACCCAACAAAGGAGGAAGUUGAAGCACGAUGCAAAGAAGUAUAUAUGGGAUGAGCCGAUUUUGUAUAAGAGGGGCGCCAAUGGGCUAUUAAGGAAAUGUGUUACGGAUGAUGAGGUUGGUAGUGUCCUUGAUAUGUGCCAUUCCUCUCCUUGUGGAGGGACGGGAAAUAUUUCUAAACGGCAUGAGAUGCCUCAAUCUCCUAUCUUGGAGUUGGAGGUGUUCGAUGUUUGGGGUAUUGACUUUAUGGGACCCUUUCCCUCUUCCUAUGGGAAUCUCUAUAUUCUCAUGGCGGUUGAUUAUGUUUCGAAGUGGGAGGAAGCCAUUGCCUCACCCACCAAUGAUCACAAGGUCGUUCUUAAUCUUUUCAAGAAGAUCAUUUUUCCGUGUUUUGGGGUUCCUAUAGCGCUAAUAAGUGAUGGAGGAUCCCACUUUGCUCAUGGAAAGUUCAAGGCACUCUUGCGGAAGUAUGGUGUGCAUCCCAAAGUUGGCUUGGCAUAUCAUCCUCAAACUAGUGGUCAAGUGGAGGUUACCAAUCGAGAAAUUAAGUCCAUUCUUGAGAAGACGAUUGCUAAGAAACGGAAGGAUUGGGCAAUCAAGCUUGAUGAUGUUUUAUGGGCGUAUCAGACGACGUUUAAAACACCUAUCGAAAUGACCCCAUGCAAGUUGGUCUAUGGCAAGAAUUGCCACUUGCCGGUUGAUCUCAUGCAUAGGGCCAUGUGGGCCAUCAAGACCUUGAAUUUUGAUCUCACUUGUGCGGGUGAGAGACGCCUUCUUGACCUCUAUGAGUUUUAA
This is a messenger RNA of Spinacia oleracea (spinach), 1374 nucleotides long. RefSeq lists its product as uncharacterized. The transcript has 3 exons. The record is from RefSeq and is a predicted model, not a curated record. Gene Ontology annotation, molecular function: nucleic acid binding. NCBI's taxonomy places the organism in Eukaryota, Viridiplantae, Streptophyta, Magnoliopsida, Caryophyllales, Amaranthaceae. Bases 1 to 1374 code for a protein of 457 amino acids. Gene Ontology annotation, biological process: DNA integration.